Rubroshorea leprosula is the source of this 801-nucleotide messenger RNA. NCBI's taxonomy places the organism in Eukaryota, Viridiplantae, Streptophyta, Magnoliopsida, Malvales, Dipterocarpaceae. The record is from the annotation of a GenBank genome assembly.
GCGAAUUGUGCGAGCCGUGAGGCUUACCGUGGCGAUCCGGCGCAAACUGAAGGCACCCGUGCUCUCUGCUUUCCUCAAUUCGCUCUUCCUCCGGGAUGUGAGGCGCAUAGUAGGUUGUCUUCUUAUCUUCCAAAGGAAGAUGAGCAUGAUAUGGAAGUUGAUACUGCUACCUCUUCGCUUCAAGCUCCUGCAAAACAUCCAUUGCCGGAGCUGGAAAUCUACUGCUACUUGCUUGUCUUGAUAUUUCUGAUUGAUCAAAAGAAGUACAACGAGGCAAAAGCUUGCUCAUCUACAAGCAUUGCUCGGCUGAAAACGUGAAUAGGAGGACUGUUGAUGUUCUAGCUGCUAGGCUUUACUUCUACUACUCUCUCAGCUAUGAACUUACUGGUGAUCUUGCCGAAAUUAGAGGGUAAUUUCUUUUUCGCUAUUUUCCUUUUUAAAGAAAUCCUAGUGUGCCGUGGAUUGUGUUCUUAUUCGGAAGAGAAGCACAGCAUUAGAUUCUAUCUAGUCUGACAAAAAUGCUGAUUACUGACAGUAACCUUCUUUCCCUGCACCGAAUUGCAACAUUGCGUCAUGAUGAGAUGGGACAGGAUACACUUCUCAACCUGCUGCUUCGCAAUUACCUCCAUUACAAUUUGUAUGAUCAAGCAGAGAAACUGAGGUCAAAGGCACCAAGAUUCGAAGCACACUUAAACCAGCAGGCAACUCUCUGUUUACCAUAUCUUUUUAUUUUUAGUAUUAUAUCUCAUAUGAAAUUAUUUCUCACAUUGUUUGAAUUAGACUUGUGGAAUUUUCCACUGU